Molecule: messenger RNA, 801 nt
Organism: Schistosoma mattheei
Lineage: Eukaryota; Metazoa; Platyhelminthes; Trematoda; Strigeidida; Schistosomatidae
Source: the annotation of a GenBank genome assembly
AUGAACAAAGCCUUACGAAAGGAUCCUUUAUUGUUACGUAAUUCUCCGAAAGCCAGUGAUGGACGUGGAUGGGCUUUUUGCUCAGUUGAACAUUUGAAAAAUAAUCCACAGGUGUUCGUCUGGGGAUUUGAACGCUUACUUCAUAAUCUCGUAAUAUAUGGUUUACUAAUGAACAUGACAGCUUAUGUAAGUCAGGCAUUAAAUGAUCAACUGGUAUUGGGUGCCCGAGUUAAUUUAUACUUUGGUAUAGGAGAAUCAGUCAUAUUUACACUUGGAGCUUUAAUCGGUGAUCGUAUACGAGGUUAUUUAGCAGUCGCCUACUUUAUUGGAGCACUAUUUGCAGCUUUAUUUUUGGUUAUUAUGCAAAAUACAUAUGAAGAUUUAAAUGUUGUUUAUGUACUGGCUGGAUUUACUGGUGCUACUGUUGGUGUAGGCAAUACAUUUCUAUAUGCUACUUCAGAAGAGAUAAUGAUGGUUCAUGGAUCGAUUGCAUUUCCUAUGACAAAAAUGAUUGCCGGUAUUGGUAUGCUGUUAGCACCAUUAUUCUCUGGUGCAAUUAUUGAUGGAUUUGGAUAUGGUGGAUUUUUUAUUACUAGUGAAAAAGAACACAUAUCUACAAAUGAUAAUCAUUUUAAUCAUUGUUGUCAAAAUACCACUAAACAAUGCAAUGAAAAAUUAACAAAAAUUAAUAAUGUAGAAUGUGAAAUUACAAAUGGAUUAAAUUCAACAGAACAUGAUUUAGAGAAACGUAUUCAAACCUCUUCUGAAUGGUAUCAUGAAAAUGAUCGCAGAAUACCAUAA